Molecule: messenger RNA, 3531 nt
Organism: Phlebotomus papatasi
Lineage: Eukaryota; Metazoa; Arthropoda; Insecta; Diptera; Psychodidae
Gene: SCaMC
Product: calcium-binding mitochondrial carrier protein SCaMC-3
Exons: 4
Coding region: 1033-2094 (353 amino acids)
Biological process (GO): transmembrane transport
Cellular component (GO): mitochondrial inner membrane
Molecular function (GO): calcium ion binding; ATP transmembrane transporter activity
Source: RefSeq, a predicted model, not a curated record
CUGAAAUAUCUCCCCAAAAGCGACACAUGCGCUCUCUAUUCUUUGGCCUUUUACGAAUUAUACAAGGGACAUAGAGAGAGAGAAAGAGAGAGAGGUAUGGAGCGAAGAGAGGAUGUCGAGAAAACGUUUUCGUGUAUGUCGCGCGUGUGAUAUCGGUUGGUUGGCAAAGUGAAUCUUUUGCUAGUUAGUCUGUUGCUAGGUGCCGAACAAAGCGGUUGAGUCUGGGGGGAAUUGACAUUCUGGGUCAGCUAUAAUAGUGGUAUUUUUUGCUAGUAAAAAAAAAGUGCAAUUUAAUCAUUUAACCCCACUGGAGAUCUUUUGUUCACUGAUUGAAAAGAAGUUUCUCUGAGAGAGUGGUGGUAAAUAGAUAGUAUAUACGAGAGGCUGCGGUAUUCCAAAGCCCUCUGAGAUCAAAAAGGGACGCCCAGUAGCAACGCAAGAACUGAAAAGAAAAGUGAGGUUAGAUUGUCGUGAAAUUUAGCAUUCCAAAUUGAAUUUUUCACGAUUUUUACAUCUGAAAAUUCUUCAAUUAAGUUCACAGUUGAUCGUGGAUAUAUAAAAGAGUGGUUAAGUCAUAUUUCUGUGUGAUUAUAUUGCCUUUGAGAGAAUUGAUCACAGUGCGUGGUGAUUCAAUUGCAACUCCCAUUACUCAACUCUAAAAAUUGUGAAGCAUUUUUGUGCGAGAUAAGACGCUUUUUGGUGGAAUAUUCGCUAAAGAGAAUUGUGUGGUUUAUAUAAAAAUUAUAAAAAUGCCAAUAUUCCUAGCCUGAAAUAUCAGGCGGAGUUUUUUUAUUGGCUUGGUAAUAUUUUACUUGGUGGGCUAUAAAUACACCGUUAAAAAAAGGACAGAAAUACAGUAAGAAACGCAGCCGCAGUUACAAAUACUAGAGACACCACGUGCCUGAGAAAGGAACCUUGGUUUUUUUCUUCUUGGCGCCAAAAAAAUAAAAAUCAGGAAUAAAGUGGAAAAAUUUGUGUAUAAGAAAAUUCUGAGAAUAGUUUGUUGACUCUGUUUUGCGGAAAGAUCAUUGAAUGAGUGAUAUCAUUGGUGUGGAGCAGAGUACGAUAAAAAUGUCUCUCGAACAAGGACCAAAUAUCUCCCUUGGUGGAGAUCUUGUAGAGGAUUUUUACAUCUUCCUGAAGGAUUUUCUCGAUAGGUAUCUGGACAUUGGCGAGGAUCUCAAUGUGCCAGAUGACUUUACACAGAGUGAAAUGCAAACGGGGAUGUGGUGGAGACAUUUGGCAGCUGGUGGAAUUGCAGGAGCAGUUUCGAGAACAUGCACAGCACCACUUGACAGAUUAAAAGUUUUUCUACAGGUGCAAUCGUCAAAGCAAAGAAUCUCAGAAUGUCUCAAAUACAUGCUCAAGGAAGGUGGUGUGGGAAGUCUUUGGCGUGGCAAUGGGAUAAAUGUCCUUAAGAUUGCUCCAGAAAGCGCAAUAAAGUUUGCAGCAUAUGAAAAGGUCAAGCGACUAAUUCGGGGAAAUGAGAAGAGACAGAUGAGCAUCUAUGAGAGAUUUGUGGCAGGAGCGUGUGCUGGUGGUGUAAGUCAGACUGCGAUAUAUCCAUUGGAGGUGCUUAAAACACGUCUUGCAUUGCGCAAAACUGGCCAGUAUUCGGGAAUUUUGGAUGCAGCAAAGAAAAUUUAUGUAACAGAGGGCAUCAGAAGCUUCUAUCGUGGUUACAUUCCAAAUAUGCUGGGUAUUAUUCCAUAUGCUGGAAUUGAUUUAGCAGUAUAUGAAACACUUAAAAAGAAAUAUCUCAGUACGCAAGAGAACAAGCAACCUGGACUCUUGCUACUUUUGGCAUGUGGAAGUGCUUCAAGUACACUUGGUCAAGUUUGUUCAUACCCUCUGGCCCUUGUGAGAACCAGAUUGCAAGCACAAGUGAUCGCAGCUGGAAAGUCAGGCCAGACAUUGAGUGAGCAACAGCAGACGAGCAUGGUGGGUCUGUUUAGGCAUAUUCUGAAAUCAGAGGGUGUCCUUGGACUCUAUCGUGGAAUAACGCCAAACUUUAUCAAAGUCUUGCCGGCUGUUUCAAUCAGUUACGUGGUUUAUGAGUACUCGAGCCGAGCCCUUGGGGUCAAUAUGACGUGAUGCAGAUGCUCUCUAGACACUAUAGCCCACUUUUCAAUUGAAAUAUACUUCUAAGUUUUAGGCGAAUGUUUUCAAUCACUAUGAUCCUUCCUUAGGGAUCUCAAUACAAGAGAAAAAAAGUCUCCAUCCAAAACAAACAAAACAAAACAAGAGUGAAACGAAGAAUAGAAAAGAUUAUUCUUUCUUAAAUGGUAUCGAUCUCGAGCAAGGAUCAACAAAAUACUAUGAAAAUGAAAUAACUUAACUAAUUUAUAGUGAAUGAAGUAACAUUUAGAGAAACUUAGUUGAUUAGAUGAAACAAUUAUACAACAAGAAGAAAUAAAAAAAACUAGACAAUUUAAAUCAAACUCACAAGAUCUCGUAACAAAGAAUGAUUUUUUUUUAUUUACAAAAAAAAAAGAACUAUCAAGACUCCUGGAACCAUCUUAAUGUAUUUUGUUACCUUCUUGAUAUUUUUUGUUUCUUCGUAUGGAGAAAAAAAGGUAUAAAUGUAAGGUUGAUGAAAAAGACAGAAAAAUCAGCACAAGACAGUAAAAAUGUUAACAAAAAGAUAAAGAAUUUAGUGUUUGGUUGCCGUGCAAGAAAAGUAGAUUGGAUAACAAGAGUAUAAGAGACAGUCUUGAACUUUGGCAUUGCAUUUUGUAUCUUUGUGAGUUAAUUUUUAUCAAUUAAUUUAACGAACGCAAGUAUAAUUAUUUAUUUAUUUAAAAAUAGGAAAACAAAUGAGCAAAUUUAGUGGAGAGGGAAAAUCAUUCAUUACUACUUUCCUAUAUAGAAAUUUUUUUUAUGUUGAAAUUGGCAUUCAAUCUUAUUUUUAAGCAACAAAAAUUAAUGUCCUUAGAUAUUUUUCAAUUUUUUUUUUCUUUUCAAUAGAUAAUAAAAAUUCUGUGAUGUUAUAUUUAAAGAAAAAAAAAUGGAAAUGAGAUGAUAUGAAAAAAAGGGAAAUGAGAGAAAAUUCCGUACGAUUCUUUAUAUAAGUUUUGACGAAAAUACUGAUAGUAUAGGGGAGGUUUAACUAUUUAAAAAGAAAAAUUCAAACAUUGAUAAUUUUGUUUUAGGUAGGCCUAUAAACAAUUGCAAGAUUUAAAAGGAAAACAAAAAUAAUAUUCUAUGAAUGUACCAUUUUUUAUAAAUUUAAAACAAAAAAUUUAAAGUCUUUACCUCUGGUUGUUGAAUAAAAAAAAUGAAAGAUUAUUAGAAAUUAUUGGCAUCACUCUUCAAAGAAAAAAAAAUUAUAAAUAAUAAAGCUUCACGACAAAAUUUCUUAUGAUGACUAUACAAAAAAAAAUAAAUCAAUUUGCUUCAUAAUGUUAUACAAAAUACUAAAUCAUCGUCGAGAUUCAUCUAAUAUUGAAAAUAAAUUCUCUUCGUUGUGUUGAUUGAUACUGUAUUUAAGAAUUUUUUCUCAAAUAAAGUGAUUUUGCCAAAAGAAUUAAA